AUGGAGGGCCUCAACAACGGCGAUACCGCAUGGAUGGCCACGUCCUGUGCGCUGGUUCUCUUCAUGACGCCUGGGUUGGCAUUUUUCUAUGGCGGCCUAGUACGCGACAGCAAUAUUGUCAACACCAUGAUGAUGAGCAUCAUCUCCAUGGGCCUGACCACCAUCACUUGGCUGGUGUUAGGCUUCAGUUGGUCCUUCGACUCAUGGGGUGCAGGCAAGGGCUUUACUUACGUUGGCUUCCGCAACCUCGAUGCGGUGUGGACGGGCACCACCAUGCCGGGAUUGACGUUUGCAGUCUUUCAGAUGACCCUCGUCGAGCGCAUCCGCUUCUCGGCCUACGCCAUCUUCAUCGUGGCCUGGGUCCUUUCAGUGUACGUGCCCCUUUGCCACUGGAUCUGGGGCGGUGGCUGGAUCGCUGAGAUGGGUGCCAAGGACUUUGCCGGUGGCACCGUCGUUCACAUCAGCUCUGGCACCUCGGCGUUUGCACUGGCCUCGUUGCUUGGGGAGCGCAAGCACCGUGGCGAGUCCUUCCCCAGCAACCUGCCCUUCGUCAUCUUGGGUGGGGGCAUCCUGUGGCUGGGAUGGACUGGCUUCAAUGGUGGCUCCGCAUUCGCUGCCAACGGCGACUGUGCCCUGGCCAUCGCCACCACCUACGUUGCGGCCGCGGCCGCGAUGAUCACCUGGGUUUCCGUGGAGCGCAUCCUCGAUGGAGCUCCCACAUCGGUCGGUGCCAUGUCAGGUGCCGUGGCUGGCCUUGUGAACAUCACCCCGUGCGCCGGCUUUGUGGAGCCUUUGGGUGCUCUUGGCGUGGGUGCCAUUGGAGCCAUCUGCUGUGUGUUCGCAGCUCGUGGUCUCAAGAAGUUGAACCUCGUGGAUGACUCCCUGGAUUGCUUCAGCCUCCAUGGCGUGGGAGGAUUCGCGGGUGCCAUCUUGGGUGGCUUCUUCGACCUUGAAGAUGGCCUCAUCUAUGGAGGCGACGGACUGCUGCUGGCCAAGAACCUGGCCGGGGCCGCCUUCGGCGUGGUCUACUCCGCAGCCGUCACUGCGGUGAUCUUCUUCCUGAUGCGCCUCGUCAUGCGCAUGAGGGUCAGCGAGGAGCAGGAGCUGGAAGGCCAAAGGGCAAAGUGGGUCGCCUACGGCAAGAACGAGAAUUCUGGCAAGCCGAAUGCCUUUGGCGAGCACUCCCAGCGCUUCAAGCCCGAGGAAGCCCCGACGCUGCUCACCUCGGCACCUGCCUCUGGGGCCGAGAAGCCCACCGAGGUUUGA
Molecule: messenger RNA, 1266 nt
Organism: Symbiodinium necroappetens
Lineage: Eukaryota; Dinophyceae; Suessiales; Symbiodiniaceae
Source: the annotation of a GenBank genome assembly